Erinaceus europaeus (western European hedgehog) is the source of this 1492-nucleotide messenger RNA. RefSeq names its product sperm associated antigen 8 (gene SPAG8). The record is from RefSeq and is a predicted model, not a curated record. Gene Ontology annotation, cellular component: cytoplasm; nucleus. NCBI's taxonomy places the organism in Eukaryota, Metazoa, Chordata, Mammalia, Eulipotyphla, Erinaceidae. Gene Ontology annotation, molecular function: microtubule binding. The transcript is spliced from 7 exons. Gene Ontology annotation, biological process: positive regulation of transcription by RNA polymerase II. The coding region runs from base 19 to 1278 and encodes 419 amino acids.
GGUAGCUGCUGUUUGAAGAUGGAGACCGACGCUGAAGCUGAAUCACCGUCGGAACCACUAGGUGUACAGCCCAGUUCCAGUGGGCGAGAGUCCACUUCUGGGCCAUUCCCUUCUUUGGAUGGGGUUUCCACAUCUUCGCGGGCAGUGGAAACCACAGCAACUGUCACACCUGCAGCAGCCACCCCAGACACCAAAACAGCUGCGGUAGCUACAGACGCCCCAGUGCUCUGCCCUGAACCCAGCCUCGGAGACUCCUCCUCUGAAACGCUCGAGGAUCCUUACCCUAGUUCCCACUUUGCCCACAAGAUAGACCAGGAGGGCCUUGACGUUGAACCUACCCACCAUUCCAGUUUUGCCCGUGGUCAAGACACUACAAAUGUCCAUAGCUCUAGGCCUGGCGCUGUUCCUGCCUCUAGUUCUGAUCUGUACCAGGACCGUGCCCCUGACACUGGGCAUGUUCUCGGCUGUGUCUCUGACCCCAAGAUAUGCCUCAGGGCAAAGAUGUGCUCUAAUUAUGUUUGCUGCCAUCGCUGCUGUCACUGCAAGCCUCAGAAACAGCCCCCCUGGAAAGAUCUGCAAGUUUCAGAACCUGGGAACCGAGGGCUAUGGAGGCCUCCUGAAGCUGAAGAGGAAUGUGAGCUCCUCAGUAAAACACUGCCACGGGGCCAGUGUCUUCUCUACAACUGGGAGGAGGAGAGAGCCACCAACCACCUGGAUCAAGUUCCAAGCAUGCACGAUGGGUCCGAGAGCUACUUCUUCCGGCACGGACACCAGCGACUGCUGACCCUGCAGCCAGAGUUACCCAUGCCUGUCAGCACCACCCAGAGAGACUCCUACCAGCCCCCGAGAAACCACUAUUAUCCACUCAGAGGGAAGCGUGAAGCCAUGAUGGAGAUGCUUCUGAGCGACCAGAUCUGUAAAGAGGUGCUGGCAGAACAGGAACCUACAAAGAAGCUCUUUGAGGUUGAAUCUGUGACACACCAUGACUACCGAAAGGAGCUGGCAGGAGCAGGGCCUCCUGCCCCAACAAAGCCUCAUGACUACCGUCAGGAGCAGCCUGAAACUUUCUGGAGACAGAAGGCCCCGCAGCUACCGGGUGUCAGUUACAUCAGGACACUGGACACACCAUUCCGGAAGAACUGCAGCUUCUCAACACCAGUGCCGUUGUCUCUGGGACAGCCUUUGCCCUAUGAACCUGAGGAUUAUUAUCACCCAUUGGGAGAAACAUCUUCCCUUGCCUGCCACGGAGGAGGGCAGGGUAGAACUACUCCUACCUAAGGGCUGAGGGUAGAAGUGGGAUAGAGGAUACAGAUUCUGUCUCUGCCCGUCUGUGCUUGGUGAAAGGACUUGACAUAAAGGAGUCCCUCACCUUACAACAGCAAAGUUGGUGAUUUCUGUGAGUUACAAUGCCCAUCCCCUGUAAAUUUUCCUUGGAGUUGCCCCUAACCCAGACCAUGACACCACACUUUUGUUUUCUAUUCUAUAUUUGGCC